Messenger RNA from Cercopithifilaria johnstoni, 3060 nucleotides. NCBI's taxonomy places the organism in Eukaryota, Metazoa, Nematoda, Chromadorea, Rhabditida, Onchocercidae. The record is from the annotation of a GenBank genome assembly.
AUGCGACGAUGGUUUUCCAAAUGGGGUUCAACUUCUCUGGCUAGCACAUCGCGGGUAACAUCACUCACUCCAGCCUCCUCCGGAUCGACAUCCGUGGAGCAGGUUGACGAUUCACCGAUUCCUUCACCACCAGCACCGUUCAUCAUCUCGAAAUCGGAUGCCCACUGGAACGUCGAUUUCGCAUCUGAUCCUUGCUCAUGGGAAAGCUGUUUCGAUACACAUUGGGCAGCAGUCGAGAAGUUGCUGGAAAAUGACGAGGAAGUUAAUUACGAAAAAGUAUUAACUGUAUUCAAACACUUAAGUUGCACAGUGCAAUUGUUGAUGAUGGAAGUAAAUGCCCAGCCGGAAUCUGCUAUUGGCCCUAUAUUGGAUCGUCAUUUUACUCACCAAAUUAUGGAACGAGUAGUUGACUGGGGGAUUGCAGCUCCACAUUUUUUGGCACCAACAUGUCAGGUUAAUCUGAUUCGUCUUUAUGAAAUCGUUGUUGGAGAAAGUCAUACACAGAACCACUGCUUGUUGGUGCACAAGCCGAUGUUACUUCCGUUGCUGAAAUUACUGGAUUGGUGUAGGAAGUGUGCAGAAAAAAGGAAUUUUACUCCAUCUAAUACAGACAAACAUUUCGUUUUACUUUUAAAUCAGAUCUGCACAAAAUUGGCAGAAGAUGCGACGUUGUUGCAUUUCUUUUUCGAUUUUGACGAUGAUUGUGAUGAGCAGUUUUUGGUGUUCAGAUUGCUGACUCCAUAUCUUUAUGAUUUCAGUGAAGUUGGACAAUUAGCACGUGAUGCAUUACUUUUGGUACUUUCUGUUUCACGGCGGCUGAAACGCAUUGCUGCUUUUAUCGCUGUAAAGUCAAACUUUUGUCCAGUUGUUGCAACGGGUCUUUCGGGUUGCUUUUCGCAAUUAUCACGCUCAAUUGGUUCAAUAUUAUAUGUAAGCGAUGACUGGCAUAAGAUAAAUGCCGAUGACAUCGAUUCUUAUUCCAGCUUAUUGGAUUUCCAUUCGUCAUUGAUUUUCUGUAAUGCUGUUAUACAGGUUGCUCAUGACUACGUUGUAUCACAAGUCAUUACCUACGUUUAUCACGGGUUUUUGCUUCCUGUCGUUCUACCUUCAUUGCUGCAGGGUGGGCAGGAUGAGCUUAUCUCAUCGACAGCUUACUAUCAUCUUUGUUUGGAUAGCGUCACCGAAACGGCGCUUAUACAAACAAUAGUCAAAUUACUUCUUGUUGAAAACUGUGAGGGUAACAAAAAAGUGCUUGAUGUUAUCGUGGAAAGGAUAUCUGCUGGAAAUAGGCUUAGCCAAGUUAGUUUAUCGUUGGUGAGAACGUUGAUUGAUUUACGAUGCGAAGACAUCAUGUUCGAUCUUGUUUUCAAAUAUCUUCUGCCUUGCACGUUUUUACGACCUAACCAAACGCUUCAUUUAAAAAAUCAAAAGUAUGUAAGGACAGCUGCUCAAACUUUGCUGACGUUUAUUCCUGAAUGUACAUAUAAAUCUUCAGCACUAUGCUCCCAGGAAACUCUUCAUAUUUAUCUUACUGAAUGUCGAAAUUAUGUGCAACAAACGACAGAUGCCUGCUGUGAAAAAUGGGUUUGGAGUUACGAUGGUCGCAGUCCUUCGCUUCUUAUGCCGAAGUUGAGUUCAGACGAUGAAAGCACCACUAAUUGUAAUGGAACAUUUGUUCGACAUUCUUCAGUACGUUCAUCAAUGGCUUCAGCGCGAAAUGGUUUGAAUCGGUAUUUCGUAAGCCGAAAUGCUCAUAUUACCGCUGAAAGUUUACGUCAGCAUACCCCACUACCAGAGCUGGGAGGACAAGAAUCGUCAUCAAGAAGCAGCUUUCCAUACGAUAUUGCAGAUUCUUCACUAGUUCUGGACGAUGAAGACGAUGAACUGAUUAUACCACCUCUAACACCCAAAUCGCUUAUGAUGACUUCAUCGAGUGAUUAUUUUCAAUUUGCAUAUGGAGAAUUAUCGGAAACUGACACAGAAGCGAUCAAUCUCAAUACUGGCAGCAUGAGUGAAGCUCCACUACAAACAGUUUCAGACAAAGGAAGUUUGGCAAACACGAAUGCAAAUUGUGAUACUGACGUUGAAAUGGCACGAUCAUUCGUUUUAAGAGGUUGGGGGAAGGUUAAGGAUAUGGACACUUUCAUGGCAUUAAUGGAUAGAGUGCCAACUUCGAAAGUAAAGCAUUCCUUGGAAGAAAAUUUGGCUUUAAUUGAUUCACGAAUUCAGUAUCUUGAGGAGUUGAAAGCUGAAACUAAGCCAUCAGAAUCGGAAAAUGAUGAAUUUAAAAAUGAUACAAAUAAUAAUGAUGAUGAGUAUCUUGCUCCAUUAGGGCAGCCGAUCGAAUGUUUUGAUAAUCAAGGUGUUGGACCUUUUUUGGAAUCUGUGCUACAUUCCUUGGAGAAUAUGCUGGAUAAUUCGUUAUAUGUAACACUACAAACAACAUCGGUGUUGGCGGCACUUGCGUCAUAUCCUCAUCCACUUAUUGCUCAUUAUCUAUUUGAUCAACACAUGCUUUUGCAACCUAAUGUGAAAAAUUUUUUUAAGGUUAUGGAUUCACUAAAGACCCGAAUUGAUGCAUACGCGUCAUCACUUGAUGGUUUUGAUGUUUUGCUAGAGCGGGGGAUCAAAUUUCUACGGUCAAGAGCUGAUCGUUAUGAGAAAGCUAUGGAAAAUAGUCGGCAGUAUGCGUUGCAUUUGCGAUCUUCGGGUGAUUCGUUUUCACGGAAUGGCAAUAUAGGAAGAGCAAAUUCAUCAAGAAAUUUAUUAAAUCGAUUCAGACCUUUCAGCAGUAAACGCCUCUAUCCUACUAACGGUUCUGCUCACCCACAUGAAUUUCGUGUUUAUACACACAAAGCAAUGGAAAGUCAUGAUGUAACACUAGACCAUGCUCGAGCAAAGCAAUUUGUUUUCGCGGCUAUCAUACUGUCGCAGUUUUGUCAGGAAUUAGCUGCUACAGUAUUACAACAUUCCACCGUUGUUCCGCGGCCAAAAGCUCGGCCGGCAAAAGAUUGUCUAGGCGGGAGGUCAACAUUGCCGGUACAGAAUGCUGAUUGUUGA